Messenger RNA from Salvia hispanica, 1613 nucleotides. Its product is annotated as Sodium Bile acid symporter family. The record is from RefSeq and is a predicted model, not a curated record. NCBI's taxonomy places the organism in Eukaryota, Viridiplantae, Streptophyta, Magnoliopsida, Lamiales, Lamiaceae. Gene Ontology annotation, cellular component: chloroplast envelope.
AGUUUCCCUGUUCAGCCACACCAUUCCCACUAUGGCGCGAGCACUCCAAGCCCUUAUUCCCAAUCAUCCGGUCACCGGAAUCCCAUAUUUCCGGCAUAUGAUUCAGAUUUCCUCACCAAACUUCCCCCCUUUCCCCCGUCGCAAGGCCAAUGUAGCGCCUCUUCUCUGGGAGCUCCGUUCACUUCACAGAAUCCGCAGUGUUAGAGCAAGUGCGAAGUCCCUUGAGGGAAAUGAAGAAGGAGAAGGAGAAAAGCGACUUCCAGAAGUUGCAAGUCCAAAUUGGACCAAAUCAUUAACUAAGAUUGCUUCUGAUAAUUUUCUACCUUUAGCUCUUAUAUGUGGAGUAUUAUUGGGACUUGCAAAUCCUGGUCCCGGUUGUCUUGCUGAUAAGCUUUAUGUAUCAAAAAUUAGUACUUUCGGGAUAUUUGUAAUUUCAGGACUGACGUUGCGCAGUGAUGAAAUUGGCGCCGCUACUGAUGCAUGGCCAGUUGGACUGUUUGGGCUGGCUUCAAUUUUAUUUUUGACUCCCUUCUUCUCGAAGAUCAUAUUGAUGCUCAAUCUCCAGCCACAGGAAUUUGUUACAGGACUUGCUAUAUUUAGCUGUAUGCCUACAACUUUAUCUAGUGGAGUGGCUUUGACACGGCUAGCUGGAGGGAACUCUGCUCUUGCACUUGCAAUGACCUUGGUAUCAAAUUUAUUGGGAAUUCUAAUUAUACCUUAUACUAUCUCAAAAUUCAUAGCUGCUGGAGUUGGGGUAGCUAUUCCAACUGAACAGUUGUUAAGAAGCCUUGUUCUCAUGCUUUUAGUUCCUCUAAUCUUGGGAAAGGUUGCUCGAGAACUCUCAAAAGGUAUAGCAGACUUUGCAGAUGGAAACCGUAAGCUUUUGGCAGUGAUCAGCGCAAUUUUCCUUAGUUCUGCCCCUUGGGUUCAAGUCAGCAGAUCGAGGUCCCUUCUUUUGAUGGUGAAGCCUGAAGUUUUCCUCGUAGCUGUUGUCCUGGGAGUGAUUCUUCACCUCACCUUAUUUUCUUUUAAUGCUUUGUUAAUCCCGAGUCUUUCGCUUAUAACUGGAGGUAGUAAGUCGCCUUUCGCCAAGAAAGAAAAUACCAGUGCUCUUCUAUUAGUAGCCAGCCAGAAAACCUUGCCGGUGAUGGUAGCAGUUGUUGAGCAGCUUGGUGGUGCCUUAGGUGCAUCUGGCUUACUAGUCCUUCCAUGUGUGGCAGCCCACCUUAACCAGAUUAUCAUCGACUCCUUUAUAGUGAGCCUCUGGAAACAAAAGGAGGGCUCAUUUGAUAAUGCCAAGAUAGCAUAGACUCUGACAUAUGUUUAUGAGAAGCAUAAGUGAAAUGGAAAUUCAUGUAAAAAACACCAGUAGGGGGCCAAACAUUCAACUGUCCGUUAGCAGCAUCGUCUGCAGACAUCACAUUCGUAAUCGCUUCCUGAUCCUCUGAAAAUUGAUACAUGUCUAGGUUGAUUUAGAUAUUACUGUAAUGUGGUAACUGGUGACAAAAUGGUACUGGGAAUGCUUCAACUUUUGAGGAAAAUUGAAGGAUAUUUCACUUUAAAUGUGGAUCAGAGAAGUCUCAGUUAAAGAAGAACUACCUUGUUGUAUUUUC